Messenger RNA from Raphanus sativus (radish), 2170 nucleotides. RefSeq names its product serine/threonine-protein kinase PEPKR2. NCBI's taxonomy places the organism in Eukaryota, Viridiplantae, Streptophyta, Magnoliopsida, Brassicales, Brassicaceae. Gene Ontology annotation, cellular component: nucleus; cytoplasm. Gene Ontology annotation, biological process: peptidyl-serine phosphorylation; protein autophosphorylation; intracellular signal transduction. Bases 383 to 1816 code for a protein of 477 amino acids. The transcript is spliced from 4 exons. Gene Ontology annotation, molecular function: calcium/calmodulin-dependent protein kinase activity; ATP binding; calmodulin binding. The record is from RefSeq and is a predicted model, not a curated record.
AAUCUCGUUUUAUAUCUGCCGCAUCAUCACGAUUCGAUUCAGGCAUAAGCUUAAAGCUUAAGCUUCUCUUUGUUCCCCUAAACAUCGCUUUCGUCGAGAUUGCUCUCUAGGGUUUCGAUCCUCCUUAACUCUUUUUUUUUUUAAAUUGAUUCCUCGGGAUUCGAUUCCGUUUCCUGUCUUUCCCCUCCGUCAAUUUCGCCUCGAUUCUCUCCAUUGCGGGGGUCCCCAUCACCCUUUCUGAUCUCGGCUUGGUCUCGGGAGAAAAAGCUCUCUUCUUUUUCGUUAUGAUUCCCGAGGAGAAAGAGCCUUCCUGAAAGACUGAUCCUUUCACUUCUUAUAUAUGUAAGUGACUUCUGGAUGUGUGGUUGCUAUCUCUGUUUCGAUGAGGAAGAAGCGGAAAGGUAGUAGCGAAGAAGCCGAAGCUCAAGGAGAAGGUUCGGAUGGUUUAUCAUGUGCAACACGAUCUUCCAACUUCAGGUCACACUUCUCGCUAGAAGGCUAUGCUAGACUCAAGAAGCGCUGCAAGGAGAAUGACUACGAGGACGACUCUGCUGGUUCCUUCAAGAGACGUCUCGCCGGCGUCGCUACUGCCCCACCUUGCGGAGCCUCGUCUCUCGUUUCCUCGGGGAGAGGCUUGAAGAGGAAGAUUGGGUGCAUUGAUGUCUCCACUCAGACUGGUAGGAAGAACAAGAUCGACGAUGAUUAUGUUUUUGGUCCUAACAUCGGGAAAGGCAAGUUCGGGUCGGUUAGGAUCUGUAGGUCGAGGACUAAAGGGAUUGACUUUGCUUGUAAAACUCUCAAAAAGGGAGAGGAGACUGUUCAUAGGGAGGUUGAGAUUAUGCAGCAUUUGUCUGGUCAUCCUCGUGUUGUCACGCUGCACGCUGUGUAUGAGGAGUCUGAUUGUUUUCAUCUCGUGAUGGAGCUGUGUUCCGGGGGACGUUUGAUUGAUCAGAUGGAUAAGGAAGGUAGGUACUCUGAGCAGCGAGCGGCUAAUAUAUUCAAGGAUCUCAUGCUGGUUAUCAGUUAUUGUCAUGAGAUGGGAGUUGUGCAUAGAGAUAUCAAACCUGAGAACAUUCUACUAACAUCUGCUGGGAAGAUUCAGCUCGCUGAUUUUGGCCUCGCCAUGAGAAUUGCAAAAGGUCAGACAUUGUCUGGAUUGGCAGGGAGUCCUGCUUAUGUAGCACCUGAAGUUCUUUCUGAAAGUUAUUCAGAGAAAGUUGACGUUUGGAGUGCGGGAGUCCUAUUAUACGCUCUCUUGUCUGGUGUGCUCCCGUUUAAGGGAGACUCUUUGGAUGCCAUUUUCGAAGCGAUCAAGAAAGUGAAGCUCGAUUUCAACUCGGGAGUGUGGGAGUCCGUCUCCAAACCAGCUCGUGAUCUAUUGGCGAGAAUGCUAACAAGGGAUGAAUCUGCCAGGAUCACAGCGGAUGAAGUGCUAAGGCAUCCAUGGAUACUCUUUUACACAGACCGGACACUCAAGACAAUGAGUAUUAAAUCGAAGUACAAGGGUCUAAUAGCAGGAACUUCUCCUCCCUGCCUUCAGCUUCGCAAUCCGAUAAAGAAUACUGACGUAAACAGAGGUAACAGAGAGAAGAUGACAGCAUAUGAUGAUUCACCACCGACUGAUUCAUUCUCCAACACAGAGGAGGAGGAGGAAGAAGAUGAAAGCGGUGUGGUCGAUGUGCUUGUGGUUGCAAUCUCCAACGUGAGGAUCUCAGAACCAAAGAGAAGCAGACUCUGUAGUCCCACCAACAGCCCCAUUGAGCAGCAACACUCUUCUAACUUGACCACUACUAAUACACUCUGUCGAGCCUUCUGACGCUAAACCAGCUUCACUCACUCACUCGUCCAAAUCUCUUUAAGUCACACGGGUUUGUCCCUGAUAUAUGAUGAUCUUAGUUACUGUCAUAAAAUCAUCGUAAUAGCUCUCUCUCUCUCUAAUAGUUGGAUUUGAUCUGAUUCUGGUUUUUUCCUUCUACAUUUCUGACUUUGCUGUAGAUAUGUAUCUUCAUGUAAAUAGAAUACGCUACAAGUGUUUGAUCCUUUUCUGUCUCGUCAUUUUUAACCGGGGCGACAAGGCCACUACUUACAGGCAAAUAACAAAUUGUCUGAACAAUCAAUGUUGUGGCAUAUGUAUAACAUUGUUAUCCAUGAGUUUUUUCUUUGUGUUCAA